Pisolithus orientalis is the source of this 2772-nucleotide messenger RNA. RefSeq lists its product as uncharacterized. NCBI's taxonomy places the organism in Eukaryota, Fungi, Basidiomycota, Agaricomycetes, Boletales, Pisolithaceae. The coding region runs from base 1 to 2772 and encodes 923 amino acids. The transcript is spliced from 15 exons. The record is from RefSeq and is a predicted model, not a curated record. Gene Ontology annotation, molecular function: hydrolase activity, acting on carbon-nitrogen (but not peptide) bonds.
AUGGCUAUCUACAAGUGGCCAGCCGCUGAUGGUUGUCCGCGUCGGUGGUCUCGCAUUUACUUCCUCGUCUUGUGCGCUGCUCUGUACUACUACUAUUCCGGAAGCGCCGCGUUCCAACUAGCCAAUUACCGUCCGUUGGACCCAGAAACAUUAGCCAAACGAGAGCGUAUUAUUGCUCAGUGCAGAUACACCAGAACCCCCGCCGGACCUCUUCGCGACUUCCACAGCCGGGACCAUUCAGAUCGUUACGUCCCGGAUACGAAGCCGACCCUCAUAAAGAACGCUCGGAUAUGGACCGGUGGUCAGAAUGGAACGGAAAUCGUCCAGGGCGACUUACUCUUGCAGAAGGGCUUGAUCAGAGCGGUCGGGAACUUCCCUCUGCACUUCUUGGAGAACUUUCAGCUCGAGGUGGUAGAUGCACAUGGGGCGUGGGUCACACCCGGUCUUGUCGAUCUUCAUUCACACCUCGGAGUUGGUUCUGCGCCAGACCUCACAGGUGCUGAUGACACGAACUCUUACAAGGCCCCGAUUCUUCCUUGGUUACGAAGCCUCGAUGCCCUCAACACGCACGAUGAAGGUUACGAGUUGGCGCGUUCUGGUGGGGUGACCACCGCCCAGAUUCUCCCUGGGAGUGCUAAUGAUAUUGGUGGUCAAGGAUUCGUGAUCAAAUUACGACAAGUCAAAGAGCGUUCCCCCACCGCCAUGCUUGUAGAACCGCCUUUCACACUUAACGGCAGUCAUUUUGAUCACGAUCUACCACCCCGUUGGAGACACAUGAAGCACGCGUGCGGAGAGAACCCCUCCAGCGCGUACUCCAUGACUCGCAUGGACAGCGGGUGGGAGUUCCGGUUAGCAUACGAAUCCGCGCGCAAGCUUCGUGACGCACAGGACAAAUUUUGCUCCAAGGUGGAGGCUGGUUUAUGGUCCGGCCUCGGAGAUUUCCCAGAGGAUCUUCAGUGGGAAGCUUUAGUGGAUGUCCUCCGAGGGAAGGUCAAACUUUCCGUGCACUGCUAUGAGGCGUCGCGUGCUAAGGCGUUGCAGCUCACGAAUGAAUUCCAUUUUCCCGUAGCAUCGUUCCACCACGCAGGAGAAACUUAUCUCGUCCCAGAUCUUUUAAAAAAGACGUGGGGUGGUGCACCGUCUAUAGCCUUGUUUGCGGCCAACUUCAGAAAGAAGAGAGAAGCGUACCGGGGAUCAGAGUUUGCACCCCGUAUUCUGACAUCCCACGGUCUUUCUGUCGUCAUGAAGUCGGAUCAUCCGGUCGUGAAUAGCCGUUACUUACUCCACGAAGCUGCUCUGGCACAUUAUUACGGACUUCCAGAAAAUGUUGCACUCUUAUCCGUAACAGUCAAUCCCGCGAACGCCAUGGGCCUUGGCCACCGGCUUGGCCGUAUUCAGGAAGGUUACGAUGCCGAUGUUGUCAUAUGGGACUCUCAUCCGCUCAGUCUGGGUGCCACUCCUCUGCAAGUCUUUAUCGAUGGAAUUCGACAGUUCCAGACACCCCACGUAUCAGUCAAACCACCAUUCGCGCAACGCUGUCCCGAUACGCCCAAGUUCGAUAAGGAAGCCGCGGAAGCGUUCGAGUAUGAGGGACUUCCACCCCUCACACCGAAGUCUGCGCAACGCGCCGUCUUUGUUGAUGUCGGAGGUGUUUAUACCAGGUCCGAUGGCGAACUCGCCAUCCACCAGAACCCUGAAGUUGUUGUGGCGCAUAGCGGGAAGAUCGUUUGCGCUGGCACACGCAUGACUUGUUCCGAAUUUUUGAAUGAUGAAAUAGUAAUCAUUGACCUGGAAGGUGGUGUAAUAGUACCCGGGUAUACAUCAUACGGCUCGCCUUUAGGUCUCACCGAGAUUCGUUUGGAACCGUCCACAAACGAUGGACGUGUGUACAAUCCACUAGCCCGCGAUCCCCCUGCUAUUAUCGGAGAUACCCUCAUCCGCGCUAUCGAUGGUCUACAAUUUGAAGGUCGUAACAUGCUUCUGGCCUAUCGUGGAGGUGUGACCGCCAGCGUCGUUGCACCCUCUGGAGAUUUCGUUCAGGGUGUAUCGACCGCAUUCUCUCUCGGAGCGCACCACCUCCUUGAGAAUGCCACCAUAAAAAGCGACGUUGCACUACACGUUACAAUUACCAUGAAUGGUGCCCAGAGUGUGAGUACCCAGAUUGCAGCGCUGCGCCACCUUUUGUUUGGUACAGGUGGAGAUGAGAUGCUCGAAAGAGUGCGGAAUAGCCGAUCAACACUCGUAGUGGACGUUAACAACGCGGAUAUUAUGGCCACACUUCUUCGUCUUAAAGCAGAAUACGAGAAUCGUACGUCGAAGACUCUCAGACUGACUUUUGCUGGUGCAUCAGAAUCUCAUCUCCUGGCCAAUGAAAUUGCCUCCGCUGGAGUGAGCGUGAUUGUCACUCAGCCCAAGCCGUUUCCCGAUACCUGGGACGAACGUAGGAUCUUACCCGGGCCGCCGUUGACGGCUGAUUCCCUGGUAUCCGUGUUGUUGGCUGCAGGUGUCAAUGUUGGCGUCGGCCUGACUAACGAAUUUGAGGCGCGGCACUUACGUUUCGAAGCCUCGCGGGUUGUCCUUUCGGCGAAUGGAAGUAUCGACCUUGCUACCGCACUCAAACUAGUUACUACGAAUCUUGAAAAAGCUUUGGGAAUCCAUGACACGAUGCCGCAGGACCUGGUCGCAUAUCCUGGAGGACACGUGUUUGACUUCGAGGGGAAAGCUGUUGCUGUGAUUUCGGAACAAUUGGGUAGGAUAGAUCUUUUUGUGUGA